CCAUUUCCAUGACGUAGCAGAAACUAAUGAACAUCGUGGAGUUGAGUGGUAAUGGAUAACUGUACUGGUCAUUCACACUUUUUAUUGAGCGCUUUCUUAUUGACAUGUUUAUUUGGGCUAUCGCUCGGGACGGAACUGAGCUUUGUGACUUGCGGCUCGGUUGUAAAGCUGUUAAAUGUAAAGCACAAUGUCAGACUGCACUCUCACGACGUGCGCUACGGCUCCGGCAGCGGACAGCAGUCGGUAACAGGCGUGACCACGGUGGAGGACAGUAACAGCUACUGGAGUGUACGGGGCACCAGCGGGGCCCAGUGUCACCGGGGGACUCCUAUUAAGUGUGGUCAGACCAUCCGCCUCACACAUGUCAACACUGGACGCAACCUGCACAGCCACUACUUCUCCUCUCCGCUUUCCUCCAACCAGGAGGUGAGUGCGUUUGGUGAGGAGGGCGAGGGGGACCACCUGGAUGAGUGGACGGUGCAGUGUGGAGGGGCGGUGUGGCAGCGUGAGGAGGCUGUCCGCUUCCAGCACGCCUCCACCGAUGCGUUGCUAUCGAUUACGGGGGAGCAGUACGGCCGGCCCAUCCACGGGCAGAGGGAAGUGCACGCCAUGAUGGGCCCCAGCCAGCACAGCCUGUGGAGGGCCAUGGAGGGGGUUUAUAUGAAGCCCAGUGAAAGCCCACUAGGGAACAAGGACUACAGCCAUCCUCUACACACAGAGUUCUGAUUCAAUCAGACUACAGCCAUCCUCUACACACAGACUGACUACAGCCAUCCUCUACACACAGGCUGACUACAGCCAUCCUCUA
Messenger RNA from Oncorhynchus gorbuscha (pink salmon), 808 nucleotides. RefSeq names its product stromal cell-derived factor 2 (gene sdf2). The record is from RefSeq and is a predicted model, not a curated record. Lineage: Eukaryota; Metazoa; Chordata; Actinopteri; Salmoniformes; Salmonidae. The transcript is spliced from 3 exons. Bases 52 to 726 code for a protein of 224 amino acids.